Molecule: messenger RNA, 919 nt
Organism: Paramuricea clavata
Lineage: Eukaryota; Metazoa; Cnidaria; Anthozoa; Malacalcyonacea; Plexauridae
Source: the annotation of a GenBank genome assembly
AUGGAAGAUAUUAUUUUGCAUGCCGAAAAGAGUUCCCUCCAAAUAAAAAAGACCAAAUUCAGAAACAAAAUAUCUAAUGUCUGUAAUAAGAAAUGGUUUGAUAAAGAAUGCCGUUUAAAAAGACAUUCAGUUAGGAAACUUGCCAACCAAAAACACCGUGAUCCCCUGAAUAACGAUAUAAGAAACGAAUACCAUUUUGCCCUCAAAAUUUACAAAAACACGUUAAAACGUAAAAAAGAACUUUUUCAUGAAAAAAAACUAGAAGAACUAGAAAGAGUGUCUGAAAAUGACCCAAACUCCUUCUGGAAAGUACUUAAGAACAUGAGUGAUGAACUCGAAGACUUUUCCUUUAAUAAGCCGGAUGUUACAGCCAGCAGUUGGCUAAAUCAUUUUGAAUCUCUGCACACAAAGCACUUAAUAGGCCCUGAACAGAUUAAUAUCUUACAAACGCUUAAAACUCUUGAAAUGGAACCCACAAAUAAUUUACUCGAUGAACCUAUUUCAGAAUACGAAAUUAUCAACGCUGCGAGGAAAUUAAAAAACAACAAAUCCGCGUACUCUGAUAAAAUAAGAAACGAAAUGCUCAAAUACAGUACAAACAUACUGUUACAAGGAUACAAAAAACUUUUUAACCUCAUACUAGAAACUGGUAGCUUCCCAGAUCAAUGGUGUGAAGGUCUGAUUACGCCAAUCUUUAAGUCUGGUGAUAAAACUAACCCCAACAACUACAGAGGAAUUUGUGUGACAAGCUGUUUCAGCAAAUUCUUCUGUAUUAUCCUUAAUGACCGCCUAAGCAAUUUUAGUUACCAACAAAGCUUAAUACAUCCAUCGCAAAUUGGAUUUCAGUCUGGUCACCGAACUGCAGACCAUAUUUUUACUUUGAAAACACUAAUUGACAAACAAGUAGAACAAAACAAAG